Molecule: messenger RNA, 1740 nt
Organism: Hypoxylon trugodes
Lineage: Eukaryota; Fungi; Ascomycota; Sordariomycetes; Xylariales; Hypoxylaceae
Product: glycosyltransferase family 69 protein
Exons: 3
Coding region: 428-1687 (419 amino acids)
Source: RefSeq, a predicted model, not a curated record
AUUUCAGCAAUUCAGCAAUUCCUACCAAGAAAAUGCUUACGUACGUGAUGCAGAAAUCGUGUUAUUUGGGUCACUCAAAGCCCCAUUCGACAGCACCGCGAUCGCUCUAAUGAGAAUAGAACACAUACGUAUCUCAAUACGCAAUCCCUUAGCUGACAGUCCCGUCGCAUUCCUACAUACUUAAACAUUCCACCUACAUUUUAAUUCUUUUAAAACAAGACUUGCAUGGUUGGUAGUCGUCGAGAAACCUCAUGAUCUAUCCGCUUUGUUCACUCCACCGAGAACGGGGCUGAAGGAGACGGCUGUCGUUGAUCGAGAAUGUCAUAACCUCUUUGGAAAAGAAAACCAACCAGUCGCUCCCUCGCUCAAUUCCUUUUGUCCUGUAUAAAUACUCUUCCCUACUUGGAAGGGGACCUGUCGUUUCUAGAUGCUCAUCAGCAAGCGCCGCUUUAGGCGUAACUAUCUACGCCCGAUCCUUUUCGUCUUACUCUUCGUCUUCGCUAUCGACGCCAUUCUCCUUAUCCGCCGCCGACCCGAUACCUACCGCACACACCCGAGUGUCGACCGACGAUCCUCCUUUUCUCCCUCGGGGAAUACCAGCGUCUUCAUCGCGUCGGUCCAUCGUAACACAGAACUGAUUCAGAAGUCAGCAUGGAACCAAGCAGUGCUCGAUCUAGUCGAUUACUUCGGCGCAGAAAACGUCCACAUAUCGGCGAUCGAAUCCGGGUCACAAGAUGAGACGAAAGAGGCGCUGAUGGAUUUGAAAGCAGCUCUAGACCAGAGAUCCACUUCAAAUACCAUUAGUCUGGGAAUGACGGUAUGGGAGCAAUUGGAAGAAAUUGAUACGAGACCGCCGCCAGGUGCGCGGGAACCUGGAUGGAUUUGGAAUGUUGCCGAAGGUCAAUUCGAGCUGCGCCGCAUACCCUACCUUGCUAAGGUUCGAAACCAGGCUAUGGAACCGCUUAAGCAGCUGGAGAGUGAGGGGAGAAAGUUUGACAAGGUCCUCUGGCUGAACGAUGUUGUGUUUGACACCGAGGACAUUGUUACACUAUUCAAUACUCGCGAUAAUAAGUAUGCGGCUGCAUGCUCCAUGGAUUAUAAGGUCUCGCCGUUGUACUACGAUACAUUUGCUCUACGAGACGAUAUGGGCCUAAAAACCAUUUCCCUAUACUGGCCGUGGUUUCAAUCGCCCAUUGCCAGGGCUUCCGCCGAGCGCAAUGCCCCAAUUCGUGUAACGUCGUGCUGGAAUGGUAUCGUAGCGUUCGAUUCAACGCCUUUCUACGCCAACCCACCACUACAAUUCCGCGGCAUCGACGAUACUCUAGCAGAUUUGCACCUCGAAGGCUCCGAAUGUUGUUUAAUCCACGCCGAUAACUACCUCUCGGCCGAGAAGGGUGUAUGGUUGAAUCCGAACGUGCGCGUUGGUUACAACGUCAAGGCAUACUAUCAAAUACGAACGAACCGCUUCCCCAACCCCUUCUGGACAGUAGUAGGGGCGUGGGUAAACCGGGCUAACAGCUGGCAUGUGGCCCUCCAGAGUCGGUUAGAGAAUCGGGUAGUCCACAGUCGAAUCGAGCAAUGGAAGCUUGAAACUCCGGAUGGGGAUCUACCGCGGUAUGAGCCCGGAGAAGCUUGUCUUAUUAAUGAAAUGCAAAUAAUGUGGUCCAACGGGUGGAAGCAUUUGUAAGGUAUAAAUAAAAGUAAUUGAUUUAAAUAAUGAAAAACACUUAAAACUUUAAA